Molecule: messenger RNA, 9926 nt
Organism: Pungitius pungitius (ninespine stickleback)
Lineage: Eukaryota; Metazoa; Chordata; Actinopteri; Perciformes; Gasterosteidae
Product: plexin-A1
Exons: 32
Coding region: 591-6284 (1897 amino acids)
Biological process (GO): positive regulation of axonogenesis; negative regulation of cell adhesion; regulation of cell migration
Cellular component (GO): plasma membrane; semaphorin receptor complex
Molecular function (GO): protein binding; semaphorin receptor activity
Source: RefSeq, a predicted model, not a curated record
UUAAUAACCAAAGUUCUUGAUGAAAUAAUACAUAUGAUGGAACCCAGUCCAACAUGAAAUAACUCAUUUUGUUGAAGUGGGGAAGGCGAAUGGAUGAAACGCGCCUCUCCCACGUGUCCUCGUCGGCCCCGGAGCGCCCUCUAUGGGCUGCGCGCGGCACUGCGUCAGCGGAGCGCCUCCUCCAUUCCUCCUGAAGCCGGAGUUGCAUUCCUCUCCUCUCCAUUCACGCGCAGGGAGCCGCCGGAGAGAGAGCCCCGCCGCUCCGUGACCAGACUGGAAUGUCCCGAAGUUUUGGAAUGUACAACCAUGGAAAGGAUAUCUAACCUCCGGAUCACUUGAACCUGGUUCCCACAUCGUGCCUCUGUGGAUGAUGUUCCUGAUGACGCCUUGCAGCACUGAGAACCCGACAGCGGAUCAAUAGCAGUUUCGUUGGCCCCCUCUCCACCUUUCCCUCUCCCCCUCAAACGGCCUUCCCUCAUUCCAAGACAGAAGAGCAGAAACGCAAGAGAACCCAGACUUGGGACCAGCACUCCUCCUCCUGCCUCUCUCCUUCCCUUACCCCCUAAACCCCGCCCCUAGAUAUCCCAGGCAUGUGUCCCCUAGCUCCGUCAGCGGCUCACUUCGGCCAGGGGAACUUGUUUCUCCUCCUGGGGCUUUUGCUGAUCAUGAGCUCAUCUCUCUCUGGAGGCCAACCCCCACCCUUAAAGCGGUUUGUCCCCGCCGAGUGGGGGCUCACACAUCUGGCCAUCCACAACAAAACCGGAGAGGUCUACGUGGGAGCGGUCAACUGGAUCUUCAAGCUGUCCAGCAACCUGACCAAGCUGCGCAGCCACAUGACCGGGCCCGUGGUGGACAACGAGAAGUGCUACCCUCCGCCCAGCGUCCAGUCCUGCCCUCACGAACUGGCCCAGGCCCCCAACGUGAACAAGCUGCUCCUGGUGGACUACGCACAGAACCGCCUCAUCGCCUGCGGCAGCACUUCGCAGGGGAUCUGCCAGUUCCUUCGCCUGGAUGACCUCUUUAAGCUGGGCGAGCCCCACCACCGCAAGGAGCACUACCUUUCGAGCGUGGCAGAGUCGGGUACCAUGUCCGGGGUCAUCAUAAGCUCCUCCCACAGUCCGACCAGCAAGCUAUUCAUAGGGACGCCCAUCGACGGCAAGUCUGAGUACUUCCCCACCUUGUCCAGCCGCAAGCUGAUGGAGAAUGAGGAGAACGCCGACAUGUUCAGCUUCGUCUACCAGGACGAGUUUGUCUCCUCUCAGCUGAAGAUCCCCUCCGACACGUUGUCCAAGUUCCCGGCCUUCGACAUCUAUUACGUGUACAGCUUCAGCAGCGAGCAGUUUGUCUAUUAUUUAACGAUGCAGCUGGAUACCCAGCUGACGUCGCCCGACGCCAGCGGAGAGCAGUUCUUCACCUCCAAAAUUGUCCGGCUCUGCGUGGACGACCCCAAGUUCUACUCCUACGUCGAGUUCCCCAUCGGCUGCACCAAGGAUGGAGUGGAGUACCGCCUGGUCCAGGACGCCUUCUUGGCUCGGCCGGGACGCCAGCUGGCCAACUCCCUGGGGAUCUCUGAGAACGAAGACAUCCUCUUCACGGUCUUCUCUCAGGGUCAGAAGAAUCGGGCCAAACCACCCAAAGAGUCCGCCUUGUGCCUGUUCACCCUGAGGAAGAUCAAAGAGAAGAUCAAAGAGAGAAUUCAGUCCUGCUACAAGGGAUACGGGAAACUCUCCCUGCCCUGGCUGCUCAACAAGGAGCUCGCCUGCAUCAACUCGCCGCUGCAGAUAGACGAUAACUUCUGUGGCCAGGACUUCAACCAGCCUCUGGGGGGAACCAGCACCAUCGAGGGCACCCCCCUCUUCAUCGACAAAGACGACGGCAUGACCUCGGUGGCGGCGUACGACUACCGUGGCAACACCGUGGCGUUUGUUGGCACCCGAAAUGGCAAACUGAAGAAGAUCUUGGUGAACUCUGCUAAUCCGGCCCGUCCAGCUGUGCUCUACGAGAAGGUGACUGUCAGCGAGGGAGGAAGUCCCUUGCUGAGGGACAUGCUGUUCAGCCCAGACCUGCAGCACAUCUACACGCUGACAGACAGACAGGUGGUGAGAGUUCCAGUGGAAAGCUGCGAGCAGUACACCACUUGUGGGGAUUGUUUGGGCUCCAGAGACCCCCACUGUGGAUGGUGUGUCCUCCACAAUGUUUGUUCGCGCAAGGACCGGUGUGAACGAGCAGGAGAGCCCCAGAGGUUUGCCUCUGACCAGAGGCAGUGUGUCGAGCUCACCGUUGAGCCGAGAAACAUCUCCGUCACCAUGUCUGAAGUCCAGCUGGUCCUGCAGGCUCGUAACGUGCCUGAUCUGUUGGCGGGGGUCAACUGCUCCUUUGAGGACUACGUGGAGACGGAGGGACAGAUCCAGGGUGGACACAUCUUCUGCCUGUCUCCUUCCGUCCGGGACAUCAUCCCAAUCACAAGGAACAAAGGUGACAAGCGGGUGGUGAAGCUCUAUUUGAAGUCCAAAGAGACGGGCAAGAAGUUUGCCAGCGUCGAUUUUGUCUUCUACAACUGCAGCGUCCACCAGUCCUGCCUCUCCUGUGUGAACGGCUCCUUCCCGUGCCACUGGUGCAAGUACCGCCACAUGUGCACCCAGAACGCCAACGACUGCUCCUUCCAGGAGGGACGCGUCAACGUCUCCGAGGACUGCCCUCGAAUCCUUCCAUCAACCCAGAUCUUCAUCCCUGUCGGGGUGACAAAGCCCAUCACCUUAGCGGCCAAGAACCUGCCACAGCCCCAGUCAGGACAGAGGAACUACGAGUGCGUCUUCCACAUCCAGGGGGAGACCCACAGUGUCCCCGCCCUGCGCUUCAACAGCACCUCCAUCCAGUGCCAGAAAACCGCGUAUGCCUAUGAGGGCAAUGACAUCAGCGACCUGCCGGUGGAUUUGUCUGUGGUUUGGAACGGAAACUUUGUCAUCGACAACCCCUACAACAUCCAAGCCCAUCUCUACAAGUGCUACGCCUUGAGGGAAAGCUGCGGGAUGUGUCUGAAGGCGAACCCCCGGUUUGAGUGUGGCUGGUGCGUACAGGAGAAGAAGUGCUCCAUGAGGCAGGAGUGUACUCCGCCGGAGAGCACUUGGAUGCACGCCACCACGGGAAACAGCCGCUGUGCACACCCCAAGAUCACCAAGUUGACUCCGGAGACGGGGCCCAGGCAGGGAGGGACCAUGCUGACCAUAAUGGGUGAGAACCUGGGCCUGCAGUUCAAAGACAUCCAGAGUGGAGUCCGCAUCGGCAAGGUGGCCUGCAACCCUCAGGAGGACCAGUACAUCAGUGCUGAGCAGAUUGUGUGCCGUCUGAAUGACGCAACAGGUUACAGGGUGCAGGACGCUCAGGUGGAAGUGUGUGUCAGGGACUGCAUUCACCCGGACUACAAGGCUGUGUCCUCCAAGUUCUUCACCUUCGUGUCCCCAUACUUUACCCGAGUCCUUCCUUCCACCGGGCCGCUGUCCGGGGGAACAAGGAUCACCAUUGAAGGCAGUCAUCUCAAUGCAGGCAGUGCUGUGUCUGUGAAAAUAGGACUUCACCCCUGUCGCUUUGAGAGGCGGGGCAACAAGGAGAUCGUGUGUGUGACUCCGGCGGGGCAAACCCCAGGAACCACCCCGGUCAUGGUGGACAUCAACUCUGCUGAGCUGAGGAACCCAGAGGUCAAGUUCAACUACUCUGACGAUCCCACCAUCCUCAAGAUCGAGCCCGACUGGAGCAUCGCCAGUGGAGGAACCAUGUUGACCGUAACAGGAACCAAUCUGGCCACCAUCAAGGAGCCCAAAAUGAGAGCCAAGUAUGGAGCUGCCAAGUCAGAAAAUAACUGCACGGUGCUCAACAACACUGUGAUGGUGUGUCUGGCGCCCUCUGUGGCAGGAUCUGACAAAGGCUUCUCGGAGUCGGGCAGCAGUCCCGAUGAGAUCGGCUUUGUCAUGGACGACGUGCGCUCUGUGCUGGUGGUAAACGAGACUUUCAGCUACCACCCGGACCCCGUGUUUGAACCUCUGAGCCCCUCGGGCAUGCUGGAGCUGAAGCCCAGCUCACCACUCAUACUCAAGGGCCGUAACCUAAUUCCUGCAGCCCCGGGAAACGCUAAGCUGAACUACACGGUGCUGAUUGGGGAGACGCCCUGCGUUCUCACCUUGUCUGAGAGCCAGCUGCUGUGUGAGUGGCCCAACCUGACUGGAGAACACAAAGUCACUGUGCGUGUUGGCGGCUUCGAAUACUCGCCGGGGACCUUGCAGAUCUACUCUGACAGCCUGCUCACUCUGCCUGCCAUCAUUGGCAUCGGAGGAGGUGGCGGCUUACUCCUGCUGGUUAUCAUCGUGGUGCUGAUUGCUUAUAAGAGGAAGUCGCGCGACGCCGACCGCACCCUCAAGCGGCUUCAGCUGCAGAUGGAUAACCUCGAGUCCAGGGUGGCCCUCGAGUGCAAGGAAGCCUUUGCGGAGCUGCAGACGGACAUCCACGAACUCACUCAGGAGCUGGAUGGAGCAGGAAUCCCCUUUCUGGAAUACCGCACCUACGCCAUGAGAGUCCUGUUUCCCGGGAUUGAGGACCAUCCUGUGCUUAAGGAGAUGGAGGUACGGGUCCCUGCUAACACGGAGAAGGCCCUGACGCUGUUCGGCCAGCUGCUGACCAAAAAGCACUUCCUCCUGACCUUCAUCCGCACCUUGGAAGCCCAGCGGUCCUUCUCCAUGCGGGACCGCGGCAACGUGGCCUCCCUCAUCAUGACGGCGCUGCAGGGCGAGAUGGAGUACGCCACGGGCGUCCUCAAGCAGCUCCUGUCUGACCUCAUCGACAAAAACCUGGAGAGCAAGAACCACCCGAAGCUCCUACUCAGGAGGACGGAGUCAGUCGCUGAAAAGAUGCUCACCAACUGGUUCACCUUCCUGCUCUACAAGUUCCUCAAGGAGUGUGCUGGCGAGCCUCUCUUUAUGCUGUACUGCGCCAUGAAGCAGCAAAUGGAAAAGGGACCAAUUGACUCGAUCACAGGAGAGGCCCGCUACUCCCUCAGCGAGGACAAACUCAUCAGGCAGCAGAUUGACUACAAGACUUUGACGCUGCACUGCGUGAACCCGGAGAAUGAAAAUGCUCCGGAGGUGACAGUGAAGAGCCUAAACUGUGACACAGUGACGCAGGUGAAGGAGAAGCUGCUCGACGCUGUGUACAAGGGGACACCGUACUCCCAGAGACCCAAGGCCUCCGAUAUGGAUCUGGAAUGGCGGCAGGGUAGGAUGGCUCGCAUCAUCCUUCAGGACGAGGAUAUCACAACCAAGAUAGACAACGACUGGAAGAGACUCAACACCUUGGCUCACUACCAGGUGACAGACGGCUCAUUGAUCGCCCUGGUGCCUAAACAGAACUCGGCCUACAACAUCUCCAACUCCUCCACAUUCACCAAGUCCCUCAGCAGAUACGGUACGAGAGAAGAGAGCAUGCUGAGGACGGCCAGCAGCCCAGACAGCCUGCGCUCCCGAACGCCCAUGAUCACCCCCGACCUCGAGAGCGGCACCAAGCUGUGGCACCUGGUUAAGAACCACGACCACUCAGACCAGAGGGAGGGGGACAGAGGCAGCAAGAUGGUCUCUGAGAUCUACCUGACCCGACUGCUGGCCACCAAGGGAACACUCCAGAAGUUUGUGGAUGACCUGUUCGAGACCAUCUUCAGCACCGCGCACCGAGGAAGUGCCCUGCCUCUCGCCAUCAAGUACAUGUUUGACUUCUUGGACGAGCAGGCGGACAAACACUCCAUAUCAGACUCUGACGUACGGCACACUUGGAAGAGCAACUGUCUUCCUCUACGGUUCUGGGUGAACGUGAUCAAGAACCCCCAGUUUGUCUUCGACAUCCAUAAGAACAGCAUUACGGACGCCUGCUUGUCCGUGGUGGCUCAGACCUUCAUGGAUUCCUGUUCAACAUCAGAGCAUAAGCUCGGCAAAGACUCGCCUUCGAACAAGCUGCUCUACGCUAAAGACAUCCCCAACUAUAAGAACUGGGUAGAAAGGUACUACUCUGACAUCUCCAGGAUGUCGGCCAUCAGUGACCAGGACAUGAGUGCCUACUUGGCGGAGCAGUCACGCCUGCACGCAAACCAGUUCAAUAGCAUGUCGGCCCUCAACGAGAUUUACUCCUACAUCGUCAAGUACAAGGACGAGAUAUUGUCGGCUUUGGAGCGGGACGAGCAGGCGAGGAGGCAGAGACUGAGGAGCAAGCUGGAGCAGGUCAUCGACACAAUGGCACUGAGCAGCUGAGGACCAGGAGGCACCUCCACCUCCUCCUUCUCUUCACUCCUCCUCCAUCCGUCUCUCUCCGGCGCUCCUCUCACUCAGACAACAAACAACACUCCAAACCCCAACAAUACGACGGACAAACUGCAAAAGGACCAUGGCAGUUUACUGCAAGCGGCGGCGGUGGGGGGGGGGGGGGAGUAUUCGGCAGAGAUGGACCGCCCCGUAUACGCUUACAUGUGUAUGUGUGUGUUUGUCUGCAGCCCCUUACAGUGUGUGGGCUCGUGUCUGUGUGAGAGACUGGGACACCAGACAUUUUGCACACAUGCAUACAUGGAGAAUAAGUAGACUGACAGCAUUUGGUUAUUGUGGAUGUAGGUGUUUGUUGUUUGCUUGAUUUUGAUUUCAGGAGUCUUGUCGUGAUGAAGAAAUGGUCAGGAAAAAAAAAAACAAUGGAAGCCUGGAAAGAAACUCCAUGCAUGGUGUCAUUAACAGAAUGGACCAAUCUGUUAUGAGCCAUUGGAGAAAGGCUCCCUAGGUCAUGUGACUCUAACGGGUGUCACAGUUUUAAAGGAUGUUAGGUUUUUCUUUUCUUUUUUUUUUUUGUAUAGAUGUAAUCAACUGCCCACUCUCUGAUCUCUCGCCACUUGUAUUACUGCUGAAUUUGCACAAUUUACAGAAACGUUACAGAGGAAGAUGACUUAGAUAUUAUAUGGAAAUACAGCAAAACAAGUUUUCAAAGAAAGAUUAGACGGAAAAAGAAAUACAUUUGUUGUUUUUCAUUUUCAUAUUAAACCAACAAACCAUGAGAAGUAAACACAAUUUGAUAUUAGAAGUACAAAAGAAAAAAGAACAACGAAAAAAGAAGCGUCGUACCGUGCCAUGUUUUCUUUGAAUGUUGUUUAGUGCAAAGACAUUUUGUUAGAUGGACUGUGCUAGCGUAUGAUUUUAAAUAUGAACAUGCCUACUGACUGAAAAGAACUGCUCGAGUAUCGACCCAUCGUGAGAUCCUUGUUGGGAGCGACGGGGAGCGAGGGUCGUCCUCUUCCUCCUCCUCCUCGUGGCAGGACAGUUCAUGGCGUUAUGGUGAAAACAUGAAGUUGCUGUUGUUUAGAAUUCAAUCAGUGCAAUCUUUUGGUUUCCGACAACCAAAAUAUAUAUUCUCCCAGGAUUGUUGCUUUCUUGUGGCACAGUGGCCGGGUCUGUUCUGGAGGGCCAGGAGGGGACAGUAGAGUAGAUCACGUCAUAGUAACUGAACAAUGAAGUAGAUACAUUGCACUACCUGAAAUAUCGGCCCGAUACGGCGAAGCCACCACAUCCACCGCUGAGGAUCGCGUCGGAGGGCUCGUUAGUUUUUUUUUUUUUUUUUUUUUUGAAACGGUGGUUCUGGAGAAAAGCCAAAGUAAGCGUUGGUGCUCUCUGACGCCGUUUCCGUCUUUACAGGAGCGAGCGCGAGGUAGAGUACAGCUUAGCUGGGCCCCUUUGUAGUGAAACAAAGUGAGAAAGUGGUUUCAGCCUAAAGGCACUUUUUUUUUCUCCUUCUUUUUCCCCAUGUUAACACUCAGAUAGAGGGACAAGGAGAAGAUACGUCUCUAAACCUCUAACCUGUCUGCUGGAGACGGGGGGGUUUAGUUUUCUAUCCAUGAGGGGGGGGGGAUGUAGAAAGAUAAAUAGGUGAGACUCCUCUGUUCAUUAGCUCCACGAGGCUGAGUAAUCCUCCCCUUAGCCUGCAGCUCUUGUUCAGAACUAGCCUACUGCCAUGUGUGGCUUAAGCUUCUUUUUUUUUUAUUACUUCUCUCUGUAGAGGUUUUAUUUGUUUCCUUUUUUUUAAGUCAGGGCUUUUUGACUUUGUGCUGAGAAAUAAUGUUUUCGAUAAUUAUUUUCUGCUUGCCGAAAAAACCAAACUGGUCUGUAAAAUGUUUUUGUUGAUGUUUUCAUUUGUAAAUUGUAUACUUUUUCAUGAUGAACAAAAGUUGUUUGCCAUUUUUUUGUAAUCAGGUCGUUGGUUCUUUUGUCUUUUUAUUUUGUGACAUGUAAAUUGUAAAUUUUUACGGUACACAGAAGACAAAAUUCUCUUCAGUUUGCCUGAAGUUGAAGUACUUGAGCGAACUUGAGGAUUAUUGUCUUGAUCUCGAGGAUCAAAAUGAAAUUAUUGCAUCAGAUGAGCAUCCGUGUGUUUGUGAUGGAAAUGUGACUUGCUGCUUUAACUCUCGUAUCAAACAUUUUUUUAUCAAACAUUAGGGCUGUUGUUUUAUGCUGAUCAUGAAUGCUGUCGCUCUCCAUUUAUGCCAGGUUCCUUGAAAAAACGAAACCAUCUGCUCAGAUGCAGGAAUAGAAUAGAAGGACUAAAUCUCCCAAAUUAAUGUCGACCCACCAUAUUGUUUACAUGCCUGAGAUGGGAAAUUACUUUCUACAGCUGCAAUAUCAGCCAAGUUCAACUGGAUAUCUGUGGGGACUUGAUAGUUCACUCAUUAUCUGCCAGAACAAAUCAUGAGGGGCCACCACUGACCACAAUAAAUACUGUCUGCUAGAAUCAGCCGUAUUAAAGAGAGGCCUGCAAAACCACCACCAAAACAUGCACAGUUCAAAGCACGCUUUUAUUUCCUUUUCCUUUUUUUUUUUUUUUUUUGUCAGUGUACAGCUGAGCUUUUGCUGCAUUUGUACAUGUUGGUGCUGCUACUGUAGAUCACACAGGAGGGAGACAGAUGAUUGUUGAGGCCAGAGCUCAGCAGUGCUGUGACGGAUCAGUUUGAGCCCGACGUACACUGGGGACAAAUACACUCGCUCCCUGCAAAGCACACACAGCAAAGCCAAGGGAGGCAACAAGUGCCCAGGUGGGGGAUGUGGCAGGCUACUUUUAAAAUAUACUUUUAAACAUUCUCAAUUCAUUCUCAGGUUCAUGCUCCACGUGUGUCGUAUUGUGGUCGUAAUCUGGUUGGAGUGCUGAGGGAGUCGGCUCGUUCAUCGUCUGCAUGGCUACUUGCCUUUUGGAUUGACCUACUGGAUGCAUAUUUAGUGACACUUCCCAGUCAACACUGUUUAGUGGAAUAGUUGACUCGUAAUAAUUGUUGUGGAGGUGGUUUACAGCCCACAGUCUGUCCUUAAAGGGUGUUUGGUGUCAUCAGCUGACGAAGAACAACAACAUGUCGACUGCGCUUUGAUGCUGUCAGAUCAGCACACGUGAACAAGUGCUGCACUGGCUUCAGUAGUAGCUCAGUCAGCAGGACGUCAUGUGACUCAUGUAUACAUUCGCAGCUCUUUAUUCCCAGUGCCCAGUCUCUGUUUUACCUUCCAAAAAAAAAAUCUCCCUGUUCAAUCAAAUGCAACUCCUGGCACCGUUCUGUUUUUAAUGGAUUUUUUGUGAUUUUCAGUUUUCUUCAAUUUCUCUAAAUCUUUGUUCCUUUUUGUUGUUGUUGUUGUUGUUGGAUGUUACACAGAAUCCAGGAAAACAAAUGAAUUUCAGAAAGAUGGCAAAGGAACUUUAGUACUACAAUAACUACAUUUUCACAGUUACAGACUUAAAGCGACUGUCACAAGUUUGCAGGUUCAUUCAUUAUGUAAAUAUUCUGUUAUUUCCUAUUUUGCAGAUUUACUACUUGUAAAUAAACACGCAUCAAGGAGAGAUUAAACAUUUUUUGCUAAAUAAAAUGUGGCUUGAGAUUUCUA